UGGGAUGAACCAUUUGAUAUUAUGGCUGUCAGUAUGCCAUAUUACACACAUUACUGGAGAACGUCUGUGUAAACAUGAACGUUUAAAGCACUUUAACAUUUCUACUGAGCUCCAGUCUGAUGUCCUGCUGCCGUGUAACUUUGAUCCAACUCUCCUCGGAUCAAAUAAGUCUGCGGAUAUAAAAGUAUUGUGGAGUCAGAUAAACACAACAGAACAUUAUCUAGUGGAGAUCUCUCUACAGGGAGACAUGAGUUCCUGGGAUUCCAAAGGUGGACGUAUCAAGUAUUUCUCUAAACCCUUUGAAUCAGGAAACUUCUCCAUCCUCAUUCAGAAAGUGCAGCUGUAUGAUCUGAGUCUCUACCACUGUGUGCUGUUAAAUGGGACCGGCUGCAUCGUCGCGUAUCAGGAGAUACAGCUUGGUAAAUGGACUGGUGUGAAUGUUUUAGUAGAGAACUGGCCCUUCAUUGCAGGAGGAGGAGCUGGUGCUCUCGCAGUUCUUGUGGUGUUAACGUGUUUCAUAAAAUGUGCUUGUUGCAAUGCAUCAAAUCAACACAUUUAUGCAAACUCAAGAUUUGAGAAAAGAAAUGACAGAAAGUGCGGUGAAAAGAACCAAAGCAGCGAUCAGCAUGCAGCUAUGGCUAAAAAUAAAGUUCACGCCAACACGCCUCGAAACCACAGUAACAUCUAUGCCAACGGCUGCGCUGAACCUGAAGAGAUUUACGCCAACCAGCCACACUGAAAAGAAACUAUAAAAUGAAAAAUGAAAGUGUAAUUUAUACAGUAUUUAAUGUAGUCAGGACUCUGAUUGUAUUACUUUAUGGAACGCCAUAAUGAUACAUUCUGUGGACAAAAGUAUAUGGACACCUGACCACACCAGUAUGAAGUCUUUCUCCAAACCAUUGCCAUAAAUUUGGAGGAUCUCCACAGAACACAGAAACAGUAUGUCUUUGUAUCCAGUAACAUUACAGUUACAUUCAGUUAAAUUAAACCCCAAACUUGACAAUAAAGCAAGCUACAUAGACAAAAGGUCCACCAGUUUUUGGGAAAUUGAACCUCGGCUCUGUUGGAUAAACUAGAAUGCUGACUGCCCCCAGGUCUCAUCAAAGAACACUGGUCUUUAAAGACAAAUCCUCACAGCCAUGCUCCAGAAUCUAGUGGAAAUUCUUUUUAGUCUA
Clarias gariepinus (North African catfish) is the source of this 1175-nucleotide messenger RNA. RefSeq lists its product as uncharacterized. The coding region runs from base 5 to 739 and encodes 244 amino acids. The record is from RefSeq and is a predicted model, not a curated record. NCBI's taxonomy places the organism in Eukaryota, Metazoa, Chordata, Actinopteri, Siluriformes, Clariidae. The transcript has 6 exons.